Messenger RNA from Sander lucioperca (pikeperch), 1555 nucleotides. RefSeq lists its product as uncharacterized. The coding region runs from base 111 to 1448 and encodes 445 amino acids. The transcript is spliced from 5 exons. The record is from RefSeq and is a predicted model, not a curated record. Lineage: Eukaryota; Metazoa; Chordata; Actinopteri; Perciformes; Percidae.
GACAGACAGAGUGAGAGAGAGAGCGUAACCUGUAUAUUUUGUAUUCCUCAGUCAGCGGCUCUAUCAGGAAGAGAAUAGCCUACACCUCAGCUUCUGAGUUGGGAAUCCGGAUGGACAAGGCAAAAAAAUUCAAAUGGAAGUUCUUCCUUCUCUUCAUUGCUGCCCUCAUCUUCAUCCUGUGUAUCACUGUGAGGACACCCAGGAUGUACAGGGCCAUCCCGAAGCCACAGGGGCCUCCGAAAACUUGCCCCUUGCAGAUCUCUGAGCGGACCAUCACCCCCCUCAACAAUACUAAGCACUUACUGGUGUCAGCCUACAUGGACCAGAGAGAGAAAGGCUUGGAUAUACGCAUCAUUGGCAUAUUUAAGAGAGACUCCAUCCAACCCCUUUACUGUCUUUUCUGCUGCGCAGGCCACUUAUCAAGUAAAACAACUCCAACAACAAUUUUACAGCACUCAGACAACUUUGGUUUUCCCUUCGUCACUACAGAUGUCAUGUGUCAGAUUCCUCCAAACUGCAUCGCAACCCAUGUCGGUCUCCUGACUCAGCCAGACAGUGUGAAGGUAUUCAACCAGACUUGGCUACCUAUUAGAAACCAGAAGACCAAUGAGAAGGAGGAGAACAAGUUGCAGUUUAACUUCACUGUCUGCAUCUCCAACCUGUUUGGAGACUACAACAAUGUGCUUCAGUUUGCACAGACCCUGGAGAUGUACAGGUUGCUGGGUGUGGACAGAGUGGUGAUCUAUAACACCAGCUGCGGCCCAGACCUCGACCGCCUGCUGCAGAGCUACAGCCAGGAGGGCUUCGUGGAGAUGGUUCCUUGGCCCAUCGACCACCAUCUGAAUCCAUCUCGAGGCUGGCUCUUCUCACAGAGCGGAGGUGACGUGCACUACUUUGGCCAGCUGACCACGCUUAAUGAAUGCAUUUACAGAUCCAUGGACCGCUCACGCUACGUCCUGUUGAACGACAUCGAUGAGAUUAUAAUGCCAUACCAACACAACAACCUGAUGUCUCUGAUGGGCAUGCUCCAACAGCAGCAUCCAAAUUCGGGGGUUUUUCUCAUUGAGAACCAUAUAUAUCCCAAGAAACCCUUUGGGGGAAAUGAAACGGGUCCCCUGCAUCAAUGGAAAGGAGUGCCAGGUUUUAAUAUUCUGGAGCACAUCUACAGGGAGGAGCCCAACAGGAAAAUAUACCACCCCCACAAGCUGAUAGCUCAGCCAAGGAUGGUGCAGCAGACCUCAAUACAUGAAGUGCUCAAGAAAUUUGGAGAAUAUUUUAAGGUCCCACCAGAUGUCUGCCGGAUCAUUCACGCCCCAAUAAGUAUGCCACGGCCACCGGAGCAGCUCCACCUGGAUACCCGACUGUGGGACUUUACAGACAAACUGCUCCCCAGGGUGACCACGGUGCUGAGGAGGGCGGAGCUGCUGGGGUCACAGGGGCAGGAAUAGGAGGUUGGUAGGUAACGUAUGAGGACGUCAUGUAGUGCUCAACGAUUAAUCGUUUUCAAAUCGAAAUCGCGAUUUGAAAGAAUGGGAUUAGCUAAUCAUGAAGACUG